This is a messenger RNA of Microplitis mediator, 3010 nucleotides long. RefSeq lists its product as uncharacterized. Bases 675 to 2006 code for a protein of 443 amino acids. The transcript has 6 exons. The record is from RefSeq and is a predicted model, not a curated record. Lineage: Eukaryota; Metazoa; Arthropoda; Insecta; Hymenoptera; Braconidae.
GAAUUCGGAUUUAAAUAACAUCCGUAAUCACUCCGAAUUCACUUCUAAUUUUUUACAGUGUGUAAACAUUUAAAUGAUUUAUUUGAAUAAAUUAUUUAAAAGACUUCUAAUUUAUUUGUCUAUACUAAGUUGAAAUAUUGUUUCUCGUAGUAAUCUAUGCUGUAUUUACUUAUGUACAGCUCGGUAUUUAACCAUUGUUAGUGAAAAAAAGUUAUUGUCAUUACGUGGCGAAGCGUAGUCUUGUUUGACAUCGCUUGCAGGCAACACCGGUUUAAGUGUAAUCAAUUUAAAUUUGAAUGACUGCGAGUAAAAAAAUAUAAACUCGUCAAUAAUUGAUAAUAAAUUUCAAUUUAUGAGCAGCGAAAACUUAAUAUGAGAAUUGAAUAUUGAAUAAAAAGAAGACAAGAUAGAAAUUAACUGAAAUCUUUUUUUUGCAUUGGAAAAAUUUAUUUAUUUAUUUUAUUUUUUUUUUCAUGAGAUUUUCUCUGUCUAAAUGUGUUUACAACAAUAAGAUUAUUUAAUUGCAAUAAGAAAAAAUAGCAAGAGAGAAAAGGUGACAAUUUUGAUUUCAUGCAAAUACAAGAGAUCCAUUAAUUUAAUUGCACGCCUCGAACGCGAAGCGGGUGAUUUUGAAUUUAUAUGAGAAAUUAUAUUCGCAAAGAUAUAGAUAAAAAAUGCAACACGCGAUCGAUUGCACGAAUAACGAUAACGAGCAUGAAAAACUAAGGACUUGUAUAUCCAAUGGAAAAAGUAAAAGUUCCGAUACAAUAAUUGAAGACUUAUUCAAAAUAAAACUUCCCUCGAAUUGGAAAAAAUUAAAUGAUGAAACAAAACGUAAAUUUAUCUGUCAAUGGGCCCGAGAUGCGUUACCUAAUUUACCUGAAACCUUGAUGCCGAUAACCGUAGGAUCAACUGUUGAUGGAGACUCGGAAAAAUCUAUUGAUGAAAUACCUAAAUGGCUAGACCGGGAAAAAUUUUUGCGGGGUCAAAAAUUUGCUCAAGAUAAUUUAAUUGGAGUUUUUGCUACCACGCUUUUGACUCUAUUUGGUAUUUAUUCAUUUGAAGAUGGUUUCAAGCCAUUGAUUGCAACUGGAAAAUCAUCAGAGCCUUAUACAGCAUUUAAAAGAUACCUGUCCACUAUUGCACGAUUCAGAAAUUGGUACACGAGUGAUCCUUGGACAAAAGGUACACAAGCGUACAACGACAUUAGAACAGUACGUCGAGUUCACGCAAUUGUACGUGAUAAAUUAAAUGUAAUGUCAAAUGAAGACGUAGAUAAAGCAGCAAAAAUUGAAAAUCCAUGGUCGCCAAUGAGAAAUAUUUUAUUAGAAGAUUUUAAAUCAGGAUGUCCAGUAUCUUUACCUGGACAAUGCCCUUUUUUAAUGGAAUCUCUGGGUACUGUACGACCAAAAAAAAUGAAUCAAGGGGAAAUGGCUUUGACUCAAGGUUCAUUUGUUUGUCUAAUUAUUCUUUAUCCCCAAGCUUUUGGUAUUCAUGGCGCUACUGAUGAUGAUCUUGAUGAUUUUUGUUACGUGUGGAGAGGUAUUGGAUAUCUUCUCGGUAUCGAAGAUGAGUUCAAUUUUUGUCAAGGAUCAUUUGAUGAUAUCAAGCAGCGUUCCGUGGACUAUUUAAAUGAAUGGGUGAAACCAAAUUUACGCGACAUAACUCCAGAAUGGGAGCAUAUGAUAAGAUGUUUAAUGAGUGGUAUACAAUAUUAUAUUCCCGGUAUGUCUUAUGAAAUAAGUUUAUUAUAUGCCAUGGAAUUGAUGAAUAUUGACAUGCCGCGAUUGCGUUCGUCCCUUUCUUAUAGUGAUUGGAUAAAACAUCAUUUAAUUAAAUUCACGAUGAAUUACGCAUGCCGAUUUCAACAAGUAAAAAAGUAUCUCAACAUCUUCUUCGAUAACUGUGUUAAUCGUGCACUACAAUUUACAGAAGGAAAGCAUGCGAAAUUACGUGUGAGAUCGUCCAAAACAUUAAAUUCCGCUCUAUUAAAUAAACAUGAAUAAUGAUAAAUGAAUUUUAAUGUUUUCCUACACGGAGAGUAAAUUAUAGUAACCGCUUCUAGUUUAUAAAAUAUCAACCCAUAACGUUAUGGUAAUAAUUACUAGGAAUUACGCUGUAAAAAAUUAAGAGUUAUUACGGAUUUUAUUUAAAUUCAAAUUAACUCCGUCACUCGGAGUUUAAAAAAAAUCACUCUUCAUAUGGAGUAAAUAGGGGGUUUGUUUUUUCACCGGAGAGAUUUCAGAAUGAUCUGGAUUUUAUUUAAAUCCACAUUUACUUCGAUUUGGAGUUUUAAUAUUAAAAUAAACUUCUUUUAGAAGUGAAUUUCACUUCGAAUUGGAUUUGCAAUAAUAUGUUAAACUCCUCUUCAGAGUAAAUUUCACUCCGAGGGGAUUAAAUGAAUACAUUCACACUAUACCGGGUCCAAAAAAUUUGUUACAGUGUAAGAAUAGUCCCUAGUAGCUAUCUUAGUCAAGAUCUUGAAAGCACAGAUAUAAUAUUUCACUGUAUAUUAUGCUUGACUUGCUCAAGAUUUGCUUUAGAAUUGACCAAUAUUGCCACUAGGGGUAUUAAGAUAUAGAAUAAUAUUAUGGUAAACGUUACCAUAAUUUCAUAGUAAUUAUUGUUAUUAUUAUUGUAACUAUUACCAUAAUGUCAUAAUAAUUAUUACCAUAAUAUAUGAUAAAGAUUGCCAUAAAUUAUAGGAAGCAUUGCCAUAUUAUGUAAUAACGGUUACCAUAGCUGUAUGGGAGCAAUUAUCACAGUAUUUUGAGAACGAUAACCAUCAUAACAUAAGAAUUUUACCAUAAUUUUAUAAGAACGAUUCCAAUAUUGUACGGGAAUGAAAUCCAUAUAGAUGGGAAUGGUUAUUAUAAUUUGUAUGGGUGCCAAUCCUAUAAUCCAUUUUUCAAAAAUUCUGUUACUAUAAAUUUCUCUUCGUAUAAUUUAAAAUUCUUAAAUUAUUAAUCAUUAGCGCAAUAUGAUCUCUGAUUUCAAGAAAUAACUUUUU